Messenger RNA from Triplophysa rosa, 629 nucleotides. RefSeq names its product visual pigment-like receptor peropsin. Gene Ontology annotation, molecular function: G protein-coupled receptor activity. The record is from RefSeq and is a predicted model, not a curated record. The transcript has 6 exons. Gene Ontology annotation, biological process: G protein-coupled receptor signaling pathway; visual perception. Lineage: Eukaryota; Metazoa; Chordata; Actinopteri; Cypriniformes; Nemacheilidae. Gene Ontology annotation, cellular component: membrane; photoreceptor outer segment. Bases 12 to 629 code for a protein of 205 amino acids.
UUGGUUUGUAAAUGGCUUUGUGUGACAAAGAGAUGGAAUCUGGCUUUCUGAAUUCUUCUGAGAGUUUUCCUUAUGUUGAAAAGAGUGCCUUCACACAAACAGAGCACAAUAUUGUCGCUGCAUAUCUCAUCACCGCAGGGGUGGUCAGUCUGUCUAGUAACAUUGUGGUGCUGCUGAUGUUUGUGAAGUUCAGAGAGUUGCGCAAUGCCACGAAUGCUAUCAUCAUUAAUCUGGCUUUAACUGACAUUGGUGUUGCUGGUAUUGGUUACCCCAUGUCUGCAGCCUCAGACCUGCACGGGAGCUGGAAAUUCGGCUACACGGGUUGCCAGGGAAAUGACGCCAUCGAAUGUGUUGGCUGGGCAGGAUAUGCUCCUGACCCCACAGGUGCCACCUGCACCAUCAACUGGAGGAACAAUGAUUCGUCGUUCGUGUCCUACACGAUGGCUGUGAUCACGAUCAACUUCAUCAUUCCUCUCUCGGUCAUGUUCUACUGUUACUACAGUGUUUCUGUUACUGUGAAGAGGUAUAAAGCCAAUAACUGCUUAGACAGCAUCAACAUGGAUUGGUCAGACCAGAUGGAUGUGACCAAGGUUCCAAUGACAGCCUCUUCUUCACCUCUAAACCCGUAA